AUUUCCAGCCCAAUAUUUCUGGAGCUAGGUUUAUUUAUCGUCGCCACUCGCCACCAAAGAAAUUUGCGGAGGAAUUCUAAAUCGCAGUCUGAGUUUUGCAGAGACAAUGUCGACUGUCGGAGAACUUGCUUGUAGCUACGCUGUUAUGAUCCUUGAGGACGAGGGCAUUGCCAUCACUUCUGAUAAGAUUGCGACUUUGGUCAAAGCUGCUGGUAUUGAGGUUGAGUCUUUCUGGCCAAUGCUAUUUGCCAAGAUGGCUGAGAAGAGAAAUGUCACCGACCUCAUCAUGAAUGUUGGUGCCGGUGGUGGUGGUGGCGGUGCCCCAGUGUCUGCUGCCGCACCUGCUGCUGCUGGAGGAGCUACUGCUGCUGCUCCUGCUAAGGAGGAGAAGAAGGAUGAACCCGCAGAAGAGAGUGAUGGAGAUCUUGGUUUCGGCCUGUUCGAUUAGUUGUCUCCUUGUUUUUUGUUUUAACUCUUCCUAUGUUCUAUUGCUUUAGUUGCUUUGAGAUUUUAAGUUUUGACAUUUCGACACUACUACACUUUGGUCCAUUUAUAUCAUGUACUGGAGUUAUAGCAAUUGGCUCACUACCUUCUUUGUAGUUUAUGAGAGUUAUCUUAUGUACAAAUACAUGAGUUUCUCUCUUGUUUUCUUGCUAUUGAAUUUGAUUUUUGGAUUCA
Messenger RNA from Arabidopsis lyrata subsp. lyrata, 678 nucleotides. RefSeq names its product 60S acidic ribosomal protein P1-2. The transcript is spliced from 4 exons. The record is from RefSeq and is a predicted model, not a curated record. NCBI's taxonomy places the organism in Eukaryota, Viridiplantae, Streptophyta, Magnoliopsida, Brassicales, Brassicaceae. Gene Ontology annotation, molecular function: structural constituent of ribosome; ribonucleoprotein complex binding; protein kinase activator activity. Gene Ontology annotation, biological process: cytoplasmic translation; translational elongation. Gene Ontology annotation, cellular component: ribosome; cytosolic large ribosomal subunit. Bases 107 to 448 code for a protein of 113 amino acids.